Molecule: messenger RNA, 703 nt
Organism: Brassica oleracea var. oleracea
Lineage: Eukaryota; Viridiplantae; Streptophyta; Magnoliopsida; Brassicales; Brassicaceae
Exons: 4
Coding region: 23-607 (194 amino acids)
Source: RefSeq, a predicted model, not a curated record
AAAAAAAAAAAUUACAAGUCUAAUGGAGACGAUGGAGCAACAAAGACAUUCACUCUCUUCUUUGCCUAUGCUCUCUAGGCUUGAGCAUUUAGAUUUCGUUAUAAAGAAUCUAGAAAGACAACAAAACCUUUCUAAAUGGAAAGACGAAAACACAUCUACCACACGCGGAUUAAUCGAUAGAGGCACUGCGGUUAGAGAAGCAUAUUUCAAAGGAUCCUUAUUAGAUCGAAUCGCAGCUUUGGAGACCAGACUUUUUCAGAUAUGUUUGGAGUUGGAAUCGGGCAGUGCGUCUUCCACUUCAACUGGAGGGUCCGGUGAAACAUCAAACCAAAGGAUUAAGAGAGAUUUGACAAAGACAUUACCCAUUUUCACUAGCAACGUUAAUCCUUUUCAUAUCCCCUUACAACCUCCGCAUGAUACUCAUGAAGCAGAAGAGAAGAUUGAAGAAGAGGAAGAGGAAGAGGAAGAGGAAGAGGCAGAGAUAAAUACUGAGAAACCAUUACUGGAGAAGAAGAAUAAGAAGAAGGUUGCUAAUGAAACUUGCAAACCAAACAAAAAGACAAAAUCUCCCAAGAAAUGGUGUCGAUUUAACUUAUUGGGUUGCUAAGUUGAUUUCUUUUGUUGCUUGGACUAUGCAGUAUUUCAUAUUUCGUUUAAAUCUAAGUUUUCCUUCUUAACAAAUCUGUGCUACUUUAUCCAUCAA